Messenger RNA from Solanum tuberosum (potato), 981 nucleotides. RefSeq lists its product as uncharacterized. The record is from RefSeq and is a predicted model, not a curated record. NCBI's taxonomy places the organism in Eukaryota, Viridiplantae, Streptophyta, Magnoliopsida, Solanales, Solanaceae. The coding region runs from base 1 to 981 and encodes 326 amino acids. The transcript is spliced from 2 exons.
AUGCCUUUUGUUACUUCUAAUUGUAAUGGAAAAAUAUGGGUCUUUACUAAUCAUGAUUUUGACAUUAUAGUUGUUAGUAACACAGAUCAACAGUUGACUCUUAAUUUAAAGCACCAGACUCAACAACACAAUUUUUAUGUUACUAUUGUGUAUGCCAAAUGUAGUGCUGUUGAAAGAGUAUCGUUGUGGGAGGAUAUAUAUCACUUGACAGAUGACAUGAAUAGCUCUUGGCUUAUUGGAGGAGAUUUUAAUGUUGUAUUGAAUGCUGAAAAAAAGAUAGGGGGUCUGCCGGUGGAAGAUAUUGAUCAUGAGGAUUUUGAUUGUUGUAUUGAAACCUGUGAAUUAUAUAAAGUUCAAUACAAAGGGAGUCCAUUUACAUGGUGGAAUGGUAGAGCAGCUUUUAAGGAGAAUAUUAAAAGGGUUAAAACUGUUCUAACUAGAUGGAGCAAGGAUACAUAUGGAGACAUUUUCAAACAAUUAAUCAUCAGGGAGGAUAUAAUGAGAAUCAAAGAGAAAUUGUUUGCAGAUGUGCCAAAUGAAAUUAAUAGAGCAGUUUUGCAGAAGGCUGAAGCUGAAUUUAAAAGAUAUAUUCACUUUGAAGAAAUCUAUUGGCAACAAAAAGCUGGAUAUGAAUGGUUUGAUAAUGGAGAUAGAAAUACCAGAUUUUUUCAUAGUAUAGUAAAGGGAAGAAGAAAAAGGCUACACUUGCAAAGAAUUCAUAACAGACAGGGGGUAUGGUUUGAAGAAGAAAAGGCUAUAGCGGUUGAAUCCAUUGACUUUUAUCAAAAGCAAUUCACACAAGAGAGGGAUGCUAAUUUUCCUUUACUAAGGCAUAUUCCCACUUUGAUUAAUGCGGAGGAAAAAUCAGUUUUAUGCAGAAUGCCAGAAUUAGAAGAGGUAAAGAAUGUUGUAUUCAAGCUUAAUGGAGACGGUGCUAGUGGUCUUGAUGGUUUGACAGGGAUAGUUUACCAAAGUUGUUAG